Messenger RNA from Phytophthora infestans T30-4, 354 nucleotides. RefSeq lists its product as uncharacterized. The transcript is spliced from 3 exons. Bases 1 to 354 code for a protein of 117 amino acids. The record is from RefSeq and is a predicted model, not a curated record. Lineage: Eukaryota; Oomycota; Peronosporomycetes; Peronosporales; Peronosporaceae. Gene Ontology annotation, molecular function: protein binding.
AUGGAUUGGUGUGGCUGCGACAAAAUUUGCCGACCGGAUGGUUGCCCAAAUGCACUGGGUAGCAUAUUUUGUGCUCGGAAUAACUGCCUCGACGGAUCUGACUGUGGCAAUCGACUGAGAACUUACGCUGGUGGAAACAUUACGCGGUUCAUGAAUCAUUCCUGUGCGGCAAAUUGCCGAUUUUACGAGGUUCAAAACCGCCGCUUCGUCACGGUGGUUGUCGCUACGAUGGAGGAUAUUCAAGCUGGAAGCGAGGUCACUGUUGAUUAUGGCGAUGAAUUAUGGUUUAAAUGCCAGUGUGGUGCGGAUGGAUGCUGUGGUGAAUCUAUCAUUAGCAGUGACGAUUCUUCUUAA